AUGAGCCUGAGUGAGCAGUAUGACAAAAAGGUGCGUCCGUACAUCUACCUGAUCGACUCUCUGCGCGUGUUCGGUGUGAAGAAGGACCUCGCGCUUCCAGCCAUCGCCGUGAUCGGAGACCAGAGCUCGGGGAAGAGCUCGGUGCUGGAGGCGCUGUCCGGAGUCGCUCUGCCCCGCGGGAGUGGUAUCGUGACACGAUGUCCACUCGAGCUCAAGAUGAAGAAGAGCAGACAGAAGGACUUCUGGCAUGGAAAGAUCAAGUACAAGGACAUUGUGAGAGACAUUGCAGAUCCAGCAGAUGUGGAGAGAUCGAUUAGAAAAGCUCAGAAUGAAAUAGCUGGAGCCUUGGGCAUGAGCGACGAGCUCAUCAGCCUGGAGGUGACAUCGACCAAUGCUCCCGACCUCACGUUCAUCGAUCUGCCUGGUAUUGUCCGUGUGCCAGUCAAAGGCCAACCAGAGGACAUCGGAAAACAGAUUAAGAGCCUGGUCAAAAAGUUCAUCACAAAGCAAGACACCAUUAUCCUGGUGGUGGUGCCAUGUAACGUGGACAUCAAAACUACUGAAGCGCUGAAGAUGGUUGAAGAAGUUGAUCCAAAUGGCGAGAGAACCCUUGGCUACAUGGUCGUCAGGUGCCGAGGACAGCAGGAGAUCACGGACUGCAUUUCUUUGUACGAAGCCAUCAAGAAGGAGAAGGACUUCUUUAUAGAACACCCACAUUUCAGGAUGCCGUAUAAAGAAGGAAAAGCCACCAUUCCCAAGCUGGCUGAGAAACUCACACUCGAACUUGUCCUUCACAUCGAGAAAUCUCUGCCACAGCUGAAGGAUCAAAUCCAGGUGAUGUUGGAUGAAACUCAGACUGAACUGGAUCACUAUAACUCCGAGCCUCCUACAGAUCCAGAACAACGGAUGGACUUCCUGACUGAUAAAAUAACAGCAUUCACUCAGGACGCCAUCAACCUAACAACUGGAGAGGAGAUGAAGAGCGUGCCACAUGUCAACAUCUUCUCCAGUCUGAGGAGACAGUUUAAUGACUGGAAGACGGAUCUAGACAAAACAGCAGAGACAUUUAACAAGGGCAUUGAGAAGGAAGUGAAGGAGUAUGAAGAAAACUACAGAGGCAGAGAACUCCAAGGAUUCAUCAACUACAAGACCUUCGAGAUUAUACUGAAGGACAAGAUCAAGCAGCUGGAGAAACCUGCCAUCAAGAGAAUGAAGGACAUCUCAGAUUUCAUUAGGAACGAGUUCUUCCAUCUGGCUCAAUCCAACUUUCUGGACUUCCCGAAUCUCCUCAAAAUGACAAAAACCAAGAUUGAGAACAUAAAGCAACUGAAGGAGUCCGAGGCUGAAUUGAUGCUGAGGACUCAGUUUAAGAUGGAGCUGAUGAUCUAUACUCAGGAUAGUGUCUACACUAACACACUGAACAUGCGGAAUCGCACGGAGGAAGAAGAUGAGAGACAAUCUCAUGGUGUGACUCGCCCUCCUUCCAAUAGUUUGUACAAUUACUCAGACACUGAAGAUGCCCUGGAGGAACUGACGCGCCACCUCAAGUCUUACUACAGCGUAAGUGGUUCUUAUCAAUCGUUCAUUUCCUGGUGUUACUGAUGAUAUUUCUGAUUAUUUGCAAUGUUAUCAUGUUCAACCACAGUAAGAGGGCAUAACCAUGAUGGAUACUACUCUGACUCUGACUCAUUUAAAGGCGUAGUACCUGCUUUGAUUUUUGACAGAUGGUUCUAGUUAACGAACAGAUAACGUGAACAC
Messenger RNA from Ictalurus furcatus (blue catfish), 1758 nucleotides. RefSeq names its product interferon-induced GTP-binding protein Mx1-like. The transcript is spliced from 11 exons. Gene Ontology annotation, cellular component: cytoplasm; membrane; nucleus. Gene Ontology annotation, molecular function: microtubule binding; GTP binding; GTPase activity. Lineage: Eukaryota; Metazoa; Chordata; Actinopteri; Siluriformes; Ictaluridae. Gene Ontology annotation, biological process: defense response to virus. Bases 1 to 1602 code for a protein of 533 amino acids. The record is from RefSeq and is a predicted model, not a curated record.